Molecule: messenger RNA, 1392 nt
Organism: Phoenix dactylifera (date palm)
Lineage: Eukaryota; Viridiplantae; Streptophyta; Magnoliopsida; Arecales; Arecaceae
Product: transcription factor MYB41
Source: RefSeq, a predicted model, not a curated record
ACACUGCCAUCUCCCAUUCAAAGCCGGCCCCCAUUGCUGUUGGACCCCAAAACAAAGCUUCUGAGCUCUUCUUCUCAUCCUUUAGCCAAUCAUCUCCUCCAAACACCAGGGAUUCCAAAAGGGAAGUCGAUUCCCCUGGCAAAACGACUUUUUGGUUAUCGCCGCCAUGGGACGAGCACCUUGCUGCGAUCAGAAUGGACUGAAAAGGGGGCCGUGGACGCCGGAAGAGGAUCAAAAGCUUAUCGACUACAUCCAAAAGCACGGGCAAGGUAGCUGGAGAACCCUCCCAAAGAAUGCUGGGCUCGCGAGGUGUGGGAAGAGUUGCCGGCUCCGGUGGACGAACUACUUAAGGCCUGAUAUCAAAAGAGGAAGGUUCUCAUUUGAAGAGGAAGAGACAAUUAUUCAAUUACAUAGUAUACUGGGGAACAAGUGGUCGGCGAUUGCUGCUCGCUUGCCAGGAAGAACGGACAACGAGAUCAAGAACUACUGGAACACCCACAUCAGAAAAAGGCUUCUUAGAAUGGGAAUUGAUCCCGUAACUCACAGCCCCCGCCUCGAUAUCCUCGACCUCUCUUCGCUUCUCAACCCAUCCUUGUACGACCCAAACCAACUCGAUUUAUCCAGAUUGCUCGGGCUCGAACCCCUCGUCAACUCAGAGCUCAUAAGACUGGCUACCAAUCUCCUAUCAUCUCAAUGCCAAAACUCCAACCUUCUUGCCCAAAACUUCCAAGGGCCACAGCUCCCCAAUCCCCAAGUCCAAGACCCAUACCCAUCCUUCCCAGCCCACCAGCUCCAAACCCCAAUUCAACAAGAGUUCCCUCCUUGCACCACUUCUGCUGCUCAAUUCCUUGAUGAAACCCAGCUUAUGCAAGCCAAUGAGGAGCAUUUCCAACCAGAGGCUCAAAGAAAUCUGUGGCAAGAAAUUGUCACUCAGGCUAACUUUUCUGAGAAUUGUGUGCCUACUACAAGUGUUAUGUAUGACGAUCCGGAUCCAUCCAUUCCCCAACUGAUCUCCGAAAACUCCAACUUUCCGGCGAUGAUCAGCAACCCGAAUUGUAACCUAACUUCUGUUCUAUCGACACCAGCAUCAAGCCCGACCCAAUUGAACUCUUCAACAACGUAUGUGAAUAGCAGCGCCGAGGAUGAGAAGGAUAGCUAUUGCAGCAACAUGUUUGAAUUUCCUAUUCCCGAACUAUUGGAUGUGAGUGAGUACAUGUAUAGAAAAUAGAGAGACAGAGAGAGAGAGAGAGAGAGAGAGAGAGAGAGAGAGAGAGACGGGAGCUGAAGGAGAAAAUAUGAAGAGAGAGAAAGAAUAAAAGAGAAACAUUAGUUGUGUAUCCUUUUGUGAAUGCAUGAAACGCAGAUCUUUUCACGUUUUUUUCUUUGUGUUCA